GGCCCCGGCCCGGUGCCCGGCCCCAUCGCGGCCCCGGCCCCGGCCCCGGCCCCGCCAUGCCGCCCGCCCGCGCCGACUACCUGGCGCCCUGGUGGGCGGCCUGGCUGCACGGGGUGCCGCACCGCGACCUGCGCCUGCAGCCCGUGCCCGCCGCCUUCCGCCCGCGGGACCCCGAAUACCAGCAGUCGCUGCUUUUCCUGGGCUUGGUGGCCGCCGUCUGCCUCGGCCUCAACCUCCUCUUCCUCACCGCCUACCUGAUCUGCCUGUGCUGCUGCAAGAGGGACGAGGAGCCCGAGACCAAGCGGCCCCACUCCUGCUGUGUCACCUGGAUGGCCGUCACCGCCGGGCUCAUCUGCUGCACGGCCGUCGGCAUCGGCUUCUAUGGGAACAGCGAGACCAACGACGGGGUCUACCAGCUGCUCUACGCCCUGGACAACGCCAACCACACCCUGACCGGCAUCGACUCGCUGGUGGCGGGCACCACGCUGCAGCUGCAGGUGGGGCUGGAGCAGCACCUGGGGCGGCUGAGCGAGGCGCUGGCCCCGCGGGCCGACUACCUGCAGACCCUCAAGUUCCUGCAGCAGCUGGCCGGCAGCGUCGUGCUGCAGCUCUCGGGGCUGCCCGUGUGGCGCGGGGUCAGCGCCGACCUGACCGCGCUGGCCGCCCGCGCCGCCUACGUGGAGUACUACCGGUGGCUGGCCUACCUCCUCUUCUUCAUCCUCGUCCUCACCAUCUGCCUGCUGGCCUGCCUGGGGCUGGCCAAGCGCUCCCGCUGCCUCCUCACCAUGAUGCUGUGCUGCGGGCUCCUGACCCUCGUCCUCAGCUGGGCUUCCAUGGCCCUGGACACGGCGGCGGCGGUGGGCACCAGCGACUUCUGCGUGGCCCCGGACAAGUUCAUCAUGAACCAGACGGAGAGCGAGAUCAGCGCGGAGGUGGUUCACUACUACCUGUAUUGCGAGCAGAGCCUGAGCAACCCCUUCCAGCAGGCUCUCACCGUCUUCCAGCGCUCGCUCACCACCAUGCAGAUCCAGACCCAGGGCCUGAUACAGUUCGCGCUGCCCCUCUUCCCAACGGCUGAGAAAGACCUCCUGGGGGUCCAGCAGCUCCUCAACGCCUCGGAGACCAGCCUGCACCAGCUCACGGCCAUGCUGGACUGCCGGGGUCUGCACAAGGACUACCUGGACGCCCUGAUCGGCAUCUGCUACGACGGGGUGGAAGGGCUGCUCUACCUGGUCCUCUUCUCCCUGCUGGUGGCCGCCUCCUUCUCCACCAUCAUCUGCGCCACGCCGCGCGCCUGGAAGCACUUAGCGGGCAGGGACCGGGACUACGACGACAUGGACGAGGAAGACCCCUUCAACCCGCAGGCGCGCCGCAUCGCCGCCCACAACCCGGCGCGGGGGCAGCUCCGCAGCUUCUGCAGCUACAGCAGCAGCCUGGGCAGCCAGAGCAGCCUGCACCCCCCCGCGCAGACCAUCUCCAACGCCCCCGUCUCCGAGUACAUGAACCAAGCCGUGCUCUUCGGUGGGAACCCGCGCUACGAGAACGUGCCCCUGAUCGGCAGGGGCUCUCCCCCCCCCCACGUACUCCCCGAGCAUGCGAGCCACCUACCUAUCCGUCACCGAUGAGCACGUCAGGCCCUUCAACACUGAGUUCCCAGCCUAGCGUGCUGGCCCCGAGCAGCUCGUGGGAGGAGAAGAAGCCCCCGGCACUCCUGUGAUGGAAACCAAAGACCCCCGGCUCCCCGCGGCGCAGGUCCGGGGCAGCCCCCCAGGAGAGGCGGACGAGCCCUGGCUGCUGGAGCCCCUCACACCCCGCUCUCUUCCCUCGGCAGCUUCUGCUGGCUCUCACGUCUUCCUGCCUGCCUUACGGGAUGCUUCCCGGCACUAACAGCAGGUCUCCGGCCGGCAGCGGGGCUGCCGCUGCACCGCCAGGGCUGGGGAUGGUUCGUGCCCACCACCUUCUCCCCCUUCCCACCCACGCCAGCUCGGGGUUUUCAUGCCACGGAUGGGGGCCGUGUCUGGCUUCCUUUUUCUGGAGGGCAAAGACCAGGACCGUGGGCUGCCUGCCCCACGUGCGGGGGCCCGGCCGGUGGCUCCUUCACCCCCGUAGCAAUGCAGACCCAACCACUAGUGAUCCCGGCGCUGUCCCCGCAUCCCCAUGCUGCCCCCUGGCCCUGGGUACGGGGGUGUAGGGUGGGGAUGUUUUGGCCUUGCUGUUUUUCCUUUGCUUUGCGUCUGGGUUUUAUGAAUUACCUGCAGGGCAGAGGUGCCGUGCGGCUCACUGCCUCUGCUCCAGCUCGGUUUUACUGCAGUGCAUGGCGGUCGGAGGUGUUUGGCUGGUCUGUAGGCUCUUGCUGGCUGUUCUGCUCCCUGGGGCAGGCUCCCCUCUUUUGUUCAGGAUGGCUCCGGGGUAACCACACACUCCCUGGAGAGGUUUAGGGACUACUCGGGCAUCCCCAGAGCAGGAUGCAGCCCUGUGGCUGGCUGUGCCAAGAGGGGAGGGCACGUCCCUGCUGUCCUGCCUGGCAUUGCCAGGGCUUCGGGCUAAGCAAGGGCACAGCUCUUGGGACGGAGCCAGGGAGAACCAGCGUGAGCUGAACCAGGGCCUUUGUGGCUGCUCAUUUUGGGGUGGACUGUCCUGGGAACCUCUGGGCCCCUGUGCUGCUGGUGUUAGUCAUUCAUCCCUCCCUGCUCCCUGCUCUGCCAGCUUCACAUUGAGCUGACAGCACCACAGACGGGGAGCACGGGCUGUCCGUGGGGCAAGCGGAGCCCUGCUGGGGUUAUUACUUGAUGGCAGUGACUCACUGUGUCUUUUAAAGAUAACUUGUACAUACCCUUCUGUCCCCUAAUGUCAUCUGUCCGUGUUACAUGUGACUAGCAUUACGUGCUGUUGGAACUUCCCGUUUUUUUAUUUUUAUUUUUUUGCUUUUAAUGUUUUGAUGUAACGGUACUGGUAGCAGAGCUGUUUUUCAGCGCAUGUGAACUAACCUCAUGAGGACUCCUUCUCGGAGGAGCGGGAGUCCUGCCUGAUUUGUAUGUGCCCUUGAGGGGAAAAGACAAUAAACACUUGUACUA
This is a messenger RNA of Cygnus atratus (black swan), 3074 nucleotides long. RefSeq names its product tweety family member 2 (gene TTYH2). The transcript has 14 exons. Gene Ontology annotation, cellular component: plasma membrane. Gene Ontology annotation, molecular function: volume-sensitive chloride channel activity; intracellularly calcium-gated chloride channel activity. NCBI's taxonomy places the organism in Eukaryota, Metazoa, Chordata, Aves, Anseriformes, Anatidae. The record is from RefSeq and is a predicted model, not a curated record. Bases 57 to 1625 code for a protein of 522 amino acids.